Molecule: messenger RNA, 1962 nt
Organism: Eublepharis macularius
Lineage: Eukaryota; Metazoa; Chordata; Lepidosauria; Squamata; Eublepharidae
Gene: CFP
Product: complement factor properdin
Exons: 10
Coding region: 59-1432 (457 amino acids)
Source: RefSeq, a predicted model, not a curated record
UGCGGUUUGCCAUGCCCCAGCCUCAGUCUGUUUGCUUCGCCUCGUCCCAAGGGCAGCCAUGGGGCUCUCCUGGUUGAAUCAGUUACAUCUGCUGGCGGUGAUCUGGGGGCUGGGCGGUCUGGAGACCCCUGCAGAGGCUGUUUUGUGCUAUGAAAUAUUUGACAAGACCUCUGGAUCCUGCGGUGAGUUGUUAGGAGAUGGGGUAAGCCAGGAAGACUGCUGUCUGAACCUUCAAUAUGGCUUCCGGUUGCAAAAGGAUGCGCCCUGUGAAGCCUGCCGCCCAGCUGCAUGGAGUGAUUGGUCUCCAUGGACUCCUUGCUCCGUUUCCUGUGAGGAAGGGACCCAGCAGCGCAGCCGGACGUGCUACGGGCAGGGCGACUGUGAGCAGGGCCCACGCCAGUGGGAACUGAAACCCUGCGGCUUGGGUGCUUGCUGUCCUGUGAUGGGUGGCUGGUCUGCAUGGAGUGCCUGGACUCCUUGUUCGGUGACCUGUCUCAAGGGGGUCCAGACCAGGGAACGGACUUGCACCAAUCCGGCACCUGAAUGUGGAGGCACCUGCCAAGGAAGCAAAUCUGAGACACAAUCUUGUGACACAAGGCAGGUCUGCCCAACCCAUGGAAAUUGGGGGAGCUGGGGGCCCUGGGGGGCCUGCUCCGCCACUUGCACCCCUGAAGGUUCCGGCCCAAAGCCCAGACAGCAGCGGCGCCAUCAGUGCAACAACCCUACGCCUUCGAGCAACCCUCCCGGCAACCAGUGCCCGGGAAGUGACCACGAGUUCCAGACAUGUGCCGGACUGCCCUUCUGUCCACAGGACGGCAACUGGGGCAGCUGGAAGCCUUUCAGUGACUGUUCGGUGACCUGUGCGGUUGGCCGGCAAGUGGAGAAGCGUGUGUGUAACAGCCCUGCACCAAAGUAUGGAGGGAAAAGCUGCCCAGGGCCAGACACUCGCAGUUUAAUCUGCAACACCCAGGUGCCUUGUCCAGUGGACGGACAUUGGUCUGAGUGGAGCGAUUGGUCCGACUGCACCAGACACACCUUUCAGGGGAAAAUUGAGUGCCAAGAGAUUCCUGGAUUUCAGAGGAGGAACAGACGAUGCAUUGGACGGGCCCACGAUGGGAAACGCUGCCCAGGGGAUCAAUUAGAAUUAAGAAACUGCUACAAUGUAAAAUCUUGCUUGAUGCCAGGCACCUGGACGGACUGGAGUCCCUGGGACCUGUGUGAGCCCGCGUGUGGGCAGAACCCGAUGAGAUCUCGCAAAAGGGAGUGCAAGCCCAACUACCCUAAUUACCUGAUGAACAUUCCAGGUACUGGGAAGGUGACCAAUACCAGCUUCUGGGGGAAACCGUUGCCUGUGUGUGAACCCCUGGAAAAGCAGAGGUUGCGGGUCUUGGAAAAGGCACCGUGUCAAAAUGUGCUGCCUUGUACAGACUGAUUUUGCAGUAACAAAUGUUGUGGGCUUCAGCGCUGCUGCUUGCGGCCAAAGUGUGAGGUUGCCGGAAGGGAAGGUUGCUGUGCCACAUCUCCUUUUGCUUCCUGUGACUUCUAUGGAGCCCCUAUAACUUCCUUCCUCUUACUGAAAUGGUAACCCCGAGACAUGUCCUCUCCAUCUGAAUAAUCAGUAAAUUAAAUUUUGUAUAAUGCACCAAAUUGGCGUAUCUUUUUGAUGAGAGAGUUCUGGCCUCUAAAAGCUUGUUGUAUUUUGGAAGGCACGAGGCUUCUAGAUAUCUAUUGACUCUGGUCUUCUAUAGCUGCCGUGGUGGAACAUGGAGGACUUCUGAAGAGCUUCUCUAUUUUUAUUUUUACAUUCAGAGGAGUUAGCUGUGUUAGUCUGUAGUUGCAAAAUAGUAGAGUCCAGUAGCACCUUUAAGACUAACCAACUUUAUUGUAGCAUAAGCUUUCAAGAACCACAGCUCUCUUUGUCAGAUGCAUCUGUAAAUAAAACAUUCAUUCUGGAUUUCUCAA